CUCAUGAUGAUUAUGGUGAAAGAGUUAAAAAAAAUAACAAAUAAUCGAAAAAAAAAGUAGGCGGAGUUAUACUGAGCCAUUACCCAAACCAUCAUAUCUCAGGAACAAAAAUGUUGCCAUAAAUUGCUUACUAAUGACAACCUCUACAUGUGAUGAAUGUUCAGUACCGUACCCAACAAGCAAGCAACACUUACCACCACACUGUGUUCCAAGGGGUAGGUACACUCCUCACUCCUCUGGCUGCCUCCACCGCGUGUCAACAAGUACAACAACACCGCCACCGUCCCCAUGCCAAGACUGCCGCCACGCCAACGGCCAACACGGAGUGACCUCCUGGGUGGCUGCACAAAUACCACUCAGGCUUUCAAGACUCUCAACCUCACCAGGACUGUUCUACAGAAAACAAAUUAGCUCCACCACAUAUAGCCUGAACACAUCACUACCGCAUAGUGCAUCUUUGGCGCACUAGAGGUUGUGACACACAGCCUGCACGGCCCCAACAAAUCCCCAA
Molecule: messenger RNA, 511 nt
Organism: Portunus trituberculatus (swimming crab)
Lineage: Eukaryota; Metazoa; Arthropoda; Malacostraca; Decapoda; Portunidae
Exons: 2
Coding region: 134-469 (111 amino acids)
Source: RefSeq, a predicted model, not a curated record